Messenger RNA from Guyanagaster necrorhizus, 1370 nucleotides. RefSeq lists its product as uncharacterized. The record is from RefSeq and is a predicted model, not a curated record. The transcript has 3 exons. Lineage: Eukaryota; Fungi; Basidiomycota; Agaricomycetes; Agaricales; Physalacriaceae. The coding region runs from base 106 to 1260 and encodes 384 amino acids.
UUGAUUCCGGUUCAUUACUGUGCACUGCCAUUCGCACAUCCACUUUUAUAUCUUUCUCUGAGGCUGGAGCCUCUUCUUAAUUUUUCUCCUUCUUACCACGACUUUAUGCCUGACUCGCUUCCUCAAGAAAUCGUUGACACCAUUAUCGAUGAGCUGAAGGACUACACGCAUGAUCUGAAGUCGUGCUCGCUGACAUGUCGUUCUUUUUUCCCCCAAACUCGUGUCCAUCUGUUCACGUCGAUUGAGCUUUCAAGCAACAAGCGAUGCCAGGAAUUCAUGGUUUUGCGGUCCUCCUCCCCAUACGAUCUCUCUUCCUAUGUCAGGAGCCUCACGAUUAAUUUUCGCCGGAGCGACCUCACUUUUCAAAAUCUUCUUGAUGUCAUAACAUGCUUGACAGUCCACCACAUCACGCUGGAGCGUCUGAACUGGGGGAAACUCACAGAGGAUAUGCAAGGGGCGCUUUCCACAUCUUUUCCUCACCUCCGGAGCAUCUCCUUCGUCCACGUUAAAUUUCCCGACUACCAGACCAUCUGCGGAUUUCUGGGCGGAUUUCCAGAGCUCCAGGACGUCUCGUUAUCGGAUGCUCAUGUGCGCAAGCCAGGCGAUCACAUGGGAUAUGAGCGCAGCAGUAUACGGCUGGCUGGCCUAUCUAUCAUCGGAGCGCCUACUAGUAUCCACAGUCUCACUUCGCCUUUAAGCCCUAUAUCAUUGAAGCACCUCCGCUCGCUUAGGUUCACCUGGAGUGUUCUAAAUGACCUCCCCACCGUCCAAUCCAUCCUCCUUGCUGCUCAAGGGAGUCUGAAAGAGCUCAUCCUCACCCAAGCACCUUCCUACGGCGAGAUCGACCCCGGUUUUGUAACCGAAUUUCCUCGGGAGCUGCGGAUUCGAGAUCUGGACCGCCUCCAAGUUGAAAUGUGGGACCGGAACGUGUGGGGAGGAUCUCCGGAGUUUGAUCUCCUAGACGCAUGGAUCGAUAUAUUCAGGUGCUCCGCAGGGCAUGUGCCUCGGGAUAUUUCGUUUCACCUUUGCCUCUCUAGUGGCGCCGUGUUCGAGAAUUGGGAACAGGGAUUGGGCGCGUGGUCCUCGUUAGACGAGGUUCUCGCUACUGAGACGGGGCCGUUUGAGUCUCUGUCGCUUGUGAUAUAUGGACUUGAGAUGGCGGAAAUGAUGCAGUUCAAGGGUGUGAUAGAGGAUCAGCUGCCGAGGUUGAAACAGCGUGGGAUGUUGGAUGUCCGGUGUAAGAGUUUCUUGUCGAGAUGACUCUAGUUCGUUUUUCUGUUGUUUUGCUUUUGAUCGCGGGCUUAUGAAAGGGACGUCAGGAAAUAGGGUUGUUGUUCCGCAUUGACGUUUGUAAUAUACUCAGGACUUGA